AUGACAACAGGUCAUCAAUAUAAUUACCAAGACUAUGUACCGACUGAAGGCGUAUUUUGCCCUAUAUGUCAAGCCCCUUGUGUUUCCUUACAGGACUUGAAUAAUCAUUUAGAUAGAGAACACAGCGAAGAGGACUCCAAAGGCGCCUUGUUGAGUUGGCUACGAAAUGCACAAAAGAAGGUAUCAACCUCCCUGACGACCAAGAGUGUGCCCAAGCAGUGGGUUGACUUGAGCAGUAACCCAAGCUUUUUUGUGUCAGACCAACAACAAAGCGAAUAUGUUACACAAGACCAUUGGCAACGUGAAACAGGCAACGAUAAGUGCCAGAUGCCAGAGUGUACCAAGAUUGUAGGAAAAUCUGGAGCAGGGAAACAGCAUUGCAGAAAAUGUGGCAAGUUGUUUUGUGCGUUUCAUACGCAAUAUGAAAUUAGACUCAAUAGACAAGCACAGCAUGACCCAGAGAAUGGUGUUUGGUGUAAGGUGUGUAUGGGCUGCUAUGUGAGUCGAAAAGGAUAUAUGGAUCAUGGGGGAGUGACACGUGAUAAGACAAGUAUUUUAUUGAGCAAGAGGGUCAAGAUUAUUGAUAAGGUUCAUUUGGAAAGCAAUCGAUUAGAGAAACGCUUGGAAAAGUUGGCAAGAAUUCAUUUAUCGACUGAUAGCAAGAAUAGUCAUAAUGGUCAUUUUGUCAAUGAUCGUUUUAACAACGGACUCUUGUCACCUUCAAGCAGUGUACAAAGUAUAUCACUCGAUCGAUCUGAUUCUGCAUCAUCCAGAGAUAGUAGUUUAGGAAGCAUUCUGUCACCCAAGUCGUCAUUUGUGUCUAGUAAUAACAGCAUAUUGAGUAUGAAGUUAAAAUAUAGAGAUGGUGAACAAUCAGUGACGAAAUGGGAAGAUGAUAAGCUUGUCAAGAAAUGCCCUUAUUGCGAGAGUACUUUUACUUUGAUUAAUCGUAAACAUCACUGUCGAUUAUGCGGAAAAGUUGUUUGUGGUAACAUUAGAUGCUCCAAGAUGAUUCCAUUAUACGUAGACAUGUCUUCAGACACAUUUGAUACAGAGCCUGUUGGAGAUACCCGAGCAUGUUGUCAUUGUGUGAGAUAUGCAUUUAGAAGAAAACUCUUAAACGAACAAUCACAGAAUCCGUCCGUCAUCUUUCGGCUGUAUAAUCAACUUGCUAUUACUCGAAAGAAUAUAGAAAAUCAAUUACCCAAGUUUCAUCAAUUGAUACUUGCUUUAGAAAAAGAAAAGGCACUGAACAGGACGAGUGAAAGCUUCCUUAGAGCAAGCCAAAUUCGAAAGUCGCUACUAGAUAAUUUUGCACUAUAUGAUACACUGGUCAAGAGUAUCAAGGCACUUCCUGCGAGAUCACCUUGUAUGAAGCGACUUCAGACUAAUAUCUGUGCUGCAUCCAACAUUUACUUGCAGCAGAAUAUGCUUCCACUUCAAAUGCUGCCUCGUAUACUAAAAGAAAAGCCAGAGAGAAAGCAAUUGAAACAACAAUUGGAAACUUAUCUAGAACAGACUCGUCUUGUAGAAGGAUUUAUUCGUGAUGCUGAAAGAGAGGGUAAAUAUGAUGAUGUCAAGACGCUCAAGGCCAGUCUAGAGGAAUUACAUGGUGAAAUCGAAAACUUGCGAGCAAAACUUGAUUGA
Rhizopus microsporus ATCC 52813 is the source of this 1647-nucleotide messenger RNA. RefSeq names its product FYVE-domain-containing protein. Gene Ontology annotation, molecular function: metal ion binding. Lineage: Eukaryota; Fungi; Mucoromycota; Mucoromycetes; Mucorales; Rhizopodaceae. Bases 1 to 1647 code for a protein of 548 amino acids. The record is from RefSeq and is a predicted model, not a curated record. The transcript is spliced from 8 exons.